UGACAUCCAUCACUCACUGACAGAGGGGACCUCACCUCCCACUUCCCUCACACAACCACACAAGAGUCGAGCCUAGGCUCACCAUCAACACCACCACCAUGUCCACCUACGAAGUGGAACACAACACCACCGACCCCUCCGCACACCCGCCCUCCACGCACCGCCACCGCCGCCGGCCCGACCUCUCCACCUUCUUCGCGACCCUCUCCGAGAUCUCCCCGGACGAGACACACACGCGGACCCGCCCCAAUGCCGUCCCCGUGCCCCGCGACAUCAGCGCCGCAUUCUACUCCCUCGCUGAGGCGUUGGACGUGAUGCGCCGGGAUGGACCGAGUCCCAUUACCACCGCCACCGCCACCACCACCACAACCGGAACAACGGGUGCCUCAACGGGAGCUGGAGCAGGAGCAGGCGAAACCGGAGAAGGAGGUGGUGGUGAUGAGGACCUCCUCACACAAAUGAUCCAGUCGCUGCUGGGGUCCGCGGAGAUGCCGCCGCGGGAGGUCGAGGGGACGAGUGAGGAGUUUUGUGACGUGCUCGACCGCAUCCCGCGCUCCAAACUCACCGCGUCGCAAACCUGCCCGAUUUGCAACAACCCCUUCCUGGAGGACGAGUACCCGCUGGUGGUGCGACUGCCGUGCCAUCCGACGCAUCUGUUUGAUCUGGAGUGCGUGAGGCCGUGGCUGCGACUGCGGGGGACGUGUCCGCUCGACCGGACGGAUUUCGCCAAGCAGGAGAGGGAGAAGGCGGAGGCGCGGAAGAAGAAGCCCGUUGAGGAUGAGGAGGAGUGGGAUGGGAUGUAUGGUUGAUUGUAAUUGUGGGAUAUUAGUUAGUGUUAGUGGGUUGGGGGGGGUGGAAUGAAUAUAUGAUAUGAUAUGAUAUGAUAUGAUAUGAUAUGAUAUGAUGUGA
Molecule: messenger RNA, 909 nt
Organism: Aspergillus heteromorphus CBS 117.55
Lineage: Eukaryota; Fungi; Ascomycota; Eurotiomycetes; Eurotiales; Aspergillaceae
Exons: 3
Coding region: 99-809 (236 amino acids)
Source: RefSeq, a predicted model, not a curated record